Messenger RNA from Grus americana (Whooping crane), 4827 nucleotides. RefSeq names its product tubulin gamma complex associated protein 5 (gene TUBGCP5). Gene Ontology annotation, molecular function: gamma-tubulin binding; microtubule minus-end binding. The transcript is spliced from 22 exons. NCBI's taxonomy places the organism in Eukaryota, Metazoa, Chordata, Aves, Gruiformes, Gruidae. Gene Ontology annotation, biological process: meiotic cell cycle; spindle assembly; cytoplasmic microtubule organization. The record is from RefSeq and is a predicted model, not a curated record. The coding region runs from base 1072 to 3960 and encodes 962 amino acids. Gene Ontology annotation, cellular component: equatorial microtubule organizing center; centrosome; gamma-tubulin complex.
UUCAUUUGUAAUGUUGUGUUUGAAAUUUAAGAUGACUUAGCAGUGGAGUUAGGUCAUGGAUUUUUCAAGGUUGUAUUCUUUAGUUUCCCCAUUUAUUUUAGAAAUGUGUUUAUUGUCUUCUCAGGGUUUUGGGACCAUGCAGUUUCGUGACUUAAAGGACAUCAUCUCGUUGCAGAGCAGAUGUUUUAUGGUCCACAUUGUACAAGUGUUGUAGGUAGAAUCUAGAUCUAUCUAGAUUCCCAUCUGUUCUAAAACAACAGCUAACUGACCACUGAGCAGUUUUUACUCUUUGCCCAAUUUUUUUACCUUAAGUAAUGCAUCUGGACAUUUUGAUUUUAGUGUUUCCAAAUGGUGUGCUCCUGCCCUGUAGCCUCCUUAUUUAGAUAAUCUAUAUGUUUCACCUUUGAUACACUUUGUAUCAAAUAACUUUAGGAUAUGGACUGGAUGGAUAUGGCAAAAGUUGUCUCACUCACUUAAGACACUUUCCACUGUGGUAGUUCAAAUGAAUUUGAUCUUUGAAAACUGAAAAUUCCUGCUAUUAGGAAAUUUAAGCUUCUGAUUUAAGAGGUGGUGCUCCAUAUAAUUAUAUUCUUUAAUAAGGCUGUGUGUUCUGAGUUGUAGUCCAAUUUUACUUCUCAUUGAACUGACAUUUACCUUGCUUUGUACUCUUUUAGACUUCCUCUAAUUUGUGGGGAAAACCCUGGAACGCUCAAUAGCUUACACCUAUCUUCAGUUAUUAUACUAUGCAGAUUUUUGAAAAAGUACCUGUAGUUCUGGUUGUUUUUAAUGUUAAAUAAAAUUCAAAACAAACCAAACCAAAAGCCUUAGCAAUUUUUUUUUUUUUGAAAAUGCAACUGGGGUAUAGCUGGAGAUAGAUAAUAUCUCAUAUUUGGGAAGUUAAACUGCAUCUAGUUUUUAGCAGUGGCUCAUAACUGGGAAGAUUGAGUAUUUGUCAGUUUUAUGACUGGUAAAUGAAACACCAGCUCACACAUGUGAUUCUGUGAAUGACCUACUGGUGUUCUCUGUCAAACUCUUGUAGAGUCAGUAACGUUCGGUAGGAACAUAUUCCAUAUGUACCAGACAGAUACACACUAUUCCAUACUGUCUCUUCUGUUGUGUCUGUCUGAUUCUCCAUCUAACACCACCUAUGUGGAAAAACCAAGAGUCAAAGAAGUGGAUUCCUUUUUGAAUGAUCUCUGCACAUUCCCUCGGCGGUGUUUUGAAUGCACUUUCAGCCCAUUCCAGGAAUGUGAAUAUGAAGAGGUUAUCUCAAACAACACUAAUUACAAAAAGGAAGAAGAAUUCGAUUGGGGAAAGUAUUUGAUGGAAGGAGAAGAAAUUUACUUUGGCCCUGGCAUAGAUACACCAGAUUGGUCUGGAGAAAGUGAAGAGGAGGAAGACACUCAGCCUUUGAGCAGGGAGGACUCUGGUAUUCAAGUAGAUAGGACACCUUUAGAAGACCAAGAUCCAAAUAAGAAAACAGUACCUAAUGUUUCCUGGAAAGUCGGUGAACCUGAUGCCCGCAGCUGGCUGGAGCAGCAUGUGGUUCCUCAGUAUUGGACAGGAAGAGCACCUCGCUUUUCACAUAGUUUGCACUUGCAUUCCAACCUAGCUGCAGUCUGGGACCACCACUUGUAUACCAGUGAUCCUUUAUAUGUGCCAGAAGAGAGAACGCUGGUCACUGAAACUCAGGUUAUACGGGAAACUCUUUGGCUACUUUCAGGAGUGAAAAAGCUUUUUAUAUUUCAACUGAAUGACGGAAAAGUGGCCGUGCGGAACGAUAUUAUUGUAACUCAUUUAACCCAUAAUUGUCUCAGAUCUGUAUUGGAGCAGAUAGCAGCAUAUGGUCAAGUUGUCUUUAGACUACAGAAAUUUAUUGAUGAAGUGAUGGGUCACAGCCCAGAAAACAUAACGCAUGGAACAGUUUCCACUCCAAAGAAAACUACUGAAGCCCCGUUCAGAACCUAUCAAGCUUUUAUGUGGGCAUUGUAUAAAUAUUUCAUUAGCUUUAAAGAAGAACUUACUGAAAUUGAAAAAUGCAUAAUCAACAAAGAUAAGACAGUCACACUUUCAAUAGUAAUAGAUAAGUUGUCUCCCCGACUGGCACAGCUGAAGGUACUUCACAAAGUUUUCAGCACAGGAGUAGCAGAAGUGCCACCUGACACUAGAAAUGUUGUCCGAGCAUCUCAUCUGCUUAAUACUCUCUACAAGGCUAUUCUUGAAUAUGACAGUGUUGGAGAAGCAUCUGAGCAAACGGUAUCCCUUCUGUUCUCUCUCUGGGUUGAAACUGUGAGGCCAUACUUACAGACAGUGGAUGAGUGGAUAGUCCAUGGUAACUUGUUCGAUCCUGCAAAGGAAUUUAUCAUUCAGAGAAACAAAAAUGUUCCAGUUAAUCACAGAGAUUUCUGGUAUGCUACCUACACCUUAUAUAGUGUGUCAGAGAAGACAGAGAAUGAAGAGAAGAUGAGCGAUAAUGCCAGUGCCAGUUCUGGCAGUGAUCAAGCCCCUUCAAGCAGGCAGCACACUAUGGUCUCUUUUCUGAAACCUGUGCUAAAGCAAAUCAUCAUGGCUGGAAAAUCCAUGCAGCUGUUGAAGAAUCUUCAAUGCAAAGAUGGCUCUCCACAGCAGGCCGCAUCAAGAGAUGCUGAACGAAAGAGUUUGUAUACACUGUUCUUGGAAUCGGUGCAGUCUCGCCUGCGGCAUGGGGAAGAGUCUGUUCCAGAUAUUAUUACAGAACAGCAGGCCACAAAGCAGAGCCUGAUAAAGAUGCAGUCUAUAGCAGAAAGACACUUGGAACUGGAUGAUGUCCAUGACCCACUGCUGGCUAUUAAUUUUGCCAGAUUAUAUCUGGAACAGAGUGACUUUCACGAGAAGUUUACUGGUGGGGAUGUUUGUGUGGAUAGAUCGUCAGAAUCUGUGACCUGCCAGACUUUUGAACUGACAUUGAGGUCUUGUCUUUAUCCACACAUAGACAAGCAAUACUUGGAAUGCUGUGGUAAUCUAAUGCAAACUUUGAAGAAGGAUUAUAGGCUUGUAGAGUAUUUGCAGGCAAUGAGAAACUUUUUCUUACUCGAGGCUGGAGAUACAAUGUAUGACUUCUAUACAUCUAUUUUUGACAAAAUUAGAGAAAAGGAAACUUGGCAGAAUGUUGCUUUCUUAAAUGUUCAACUCCAAGAAGCAGUUGGGCAACGCUAUCCAGAGGACAGUUCAAGGUUGUCUAUAUUAUUUGAAAGUAUUGAUACAGCAAAGAAGAAACUGCCUGUCCACACCUUAGACGGUUUGACAUUGAGUUACAAGGUUCCUUGGCCUGUGGAUAUAGUUAUAAGUUUAGAGUGCCAAAAAAUUUACAAUCAAGUUUUUCUGCUCUUACUGCAAAUAAAGUGGGCCAAGUAUAGUCUAGAUGUUUUACGAUUUGAUGAACUAGUCUGUGCUGCAGAAAACCCACAGGUUAAGGAAGGAACCUUAUUAGAACAAGGAACGCUUCCUCUAUUUGGACCUCAAACAGAAAGUGUAAAACAACAAAUACAUCGCAUGUUCCUCUUAAGAGUGAAACUUAUGCAUUUUGUUAACAGCCUGCACAACUACAUCAUGACUAGGAUUCUACACAGUACAGGGUUGGAGUUUCAGCAUCAGGUAGAAGAAGCCAAAGAUUUAGAUCAAUUGAUAAAGAUUCAUUACAGAUAUCUAUCUACAAUCCAUGAUCGCUGCCUACUGAGAGAAAAGGUGAGCUUUGUGAAAGAAGCUAUAAUGAAAGUGUUGAAUUUAGUACUGAUGUUUGCAGACCGUUGGCAGGCUGGUUUGGGGGCUUGGAAGAUGGAAUCCAUAGAGAAGAUGGAAUCUGAUUUUAAAAACUGUCACAUGUUUCUUGUAACUGUUCUCAACAAAGCUGUGUGUCGAGGCUCUUUUCCUCACUUGGAAUCUUUAGCUUUGUCACUGAUGGCGGGCAUGGAACAAAGUUAACACCUGAAUCUGUUGAAAUACUAAAGAACUGAAAGCAGCAUUUAUAUUGAAAUUUCAGUGUUAAAAAACUGUAAGCAUUUUACACUCCAGUUUGAAAUGUGUAUAGGUAAAUGACACUGAUGGUUUGGAGCUGUGUAAAAUAUUUUAAAAUGUAAGUAAUGUACAGGUAUUUAAGUGUAUUGGUUGUGGGAGUAUUUUUCUCUGUAUGUAUAUGCUUCAACAUCAAAAAAUAUGUACAGUGUAAAAUUCAUCCUGUGUAAACAAUCUUACUUGAAAAAUACAUAAAAAGUAUUUCAUGCUGUAAAAAGGAUUUUUUUAAAAAAAUAUGAAUAAUUGCUGAUUUACUUUUUCCAUUAAUUUUGCUGCUAUCAGUAGGUCACAGAACAGUGUAGAGUGGUAUGACUUAUUAUUCCAAAGGUUGGUUGAGUUCAUUUGUGGCCUUUUUUCCUUUAGAAAAAAGGCUAAGAAGCAUUCGUCUUAUUUGCUUAAUGGUUCUUAAGAACUCUUUGGGAACAGUUGUGACUGUUACAAUAAACUGAUGUAAAAAUACAAGGUGAACUUCGAAAAAUGAAUUAUUGCAGACUAUCAGAUACCAAUAUUUUUUAUGUUAAAUGAUGAAAUGCUUACUAAUUUAGUGGUAGCUCUUGUCAGUUUAAGUAGGAUCAAGAUCACAGUGUGUAAUAUAUUAAUUUUAACCAUUGGCUUGUUGAGAUGUUUCAGAGGUGGUCAGAUAUGACUUGACUGUUCUCCUCCUAAGCCUUUUGCAAACAAACCUUACACCUAAUAGCUAAUGUCUUGUAAAGCAGUAGAUUGUAAUAUGGAAGGGUACAUUUCUAGAGAAAUAAAUGUGGAACAUAUUCUGCACAA